AUGUGGCGACGUACCUAUCUGUUUCUGCUGCUGCUCCGUGUUUACUUCGCGCUGUCGCCCAGCUACCUGCACCCCGAUGAGAAUUUCCAAGGCCCGGAGGUCUUCGCCGGCCGCAUAUUCUCCUAUCCCUCGAGCCUACCAUGGGAAUUUACCUCCGACCGACCCAUCCGAAGCGUGUUCCCAUUAUGGCCAACCUACGAGGUGCCGAUGAGCAUACUGAAAUGGUUCUACACGGAGAUCGGGUCGGGCAACCCACCGCCACAACUGGUGUACUACGUUCUGCGCGGGGGGAUGUUUCUGCUGAGCUUUGUGCUAGAGGACUGGGCCGUGUAUGAGCUGGUGCCGUCACCCCGCCACCGUCGUGCGACAGUGGUCCUGGUCGCCUCGUCGUAUGUCACCUGGACAUAUCAGACGCACACUUUCUCCAACUCCCUCGAGACGCUGUUGGUGGCCUGGGGGCUAGUUCUGAUUCGCCGCAUUGCUGAGAACAAGAAACGAUCGUCGUUCUUUUCCUAUGCUGUGCUCUCAUUCAUCGCUGUUGCUGGAGUCUUUAAUCGCAUUACCUUCCCGGCAUUUUUACUCUUCCCGGGUUUGCAAUUAGUGCCCUACUUCCAGCGCAAACCGACAUCCAUUCUCGCCUUGGUCGGCUUCGGCGCCCUGUUCGCUUCAAUAGCGAUAUACACCGACACGGCCUUCUACAGACCCUCCACCUCCUUCAUCGAGAACAUACGCAACCCAAUCAUUACUCCUCUAAACAACAUCCUCUACAACACCGACGCAUCCAACCUCGCAAUUCAUGGCCUCCACCCCCACCACCAACACUUCCUAGCAAACCUCUUCCAACUCCUCGGCCCAGCCUAUAUCGCCAUGAUAUUCUCCCUCUUCAGCUGGCCCAUCGUGCCAACCUGGAUGCGCAACGCGCGUGCCCUCUCCGCCGUCUCCGCAACAGCCAUCCUCUCCAUCUUCCCCCACCAAGAACCCCGCUUCCUCAUCCCCUGCGUCCCCCUUCUCCUAAGCUGCAUGCGCAUGCAUCGCUCGCGUCUCUUCCUAGCAACAUGGAUCCUCUUCAACGCAGCCAUGGGCUUCCUAAUGGGAAUAUACCACCAAGGUGGGAUCGUUCCAGCCCAACUCGCAAUGCGCGGCAUCGUCGAGUCCAACACCUUAUCCCAAGGUGUAAAUUCAAUGCCCGAGGCCUCUGUCUUCUGGUGGAAAACAUACUCUCCACCGCAUUGGCUUCUCGGCGCAGAUACCAAUGCCACUCACAUCGACACCUUCGAUCUAAUGGGUAUGCCAGGUCUUGAAAUGAUCACCGCUCUUGACAAGGCUGUUCCCCGCUGCGCUACAACUUCUCCAGUAUACCUCGUCGCACCGACAUCAGCUUCAUUCCUGGAUGAUUACAUAUCCCCCUCUUCCCUCUCGGAACCUCAUUCCCCGAAUCUCCAGCUCUACCGCCUGUGGACACAUCGCAAACAUCUAAACCUAGAUGACCUCGACUUUGGCGACGAUGGUGUUUUGAACACUUUAAAUCGUGUCGUAGGACGCCGUGGUCUAGGUGUGUGGUCUGUUCGACGAGCGUGU
Molecule: messenger RNA, 1578 nt
Organism: Penicillium atrosanguineum
Lineage: Eukaryota; Fungi; Ascomycota; Eurotiomycetes; Eurotiales; Aspergillaceae
Gene: smp3
Product: glycosylphosphatidylinositol-alpha 1,2 mannosyltransferase smp3
Exons: 4
Biological process (GO): GPI anchor biosynthetic process
Cellular component (GO): endoplasmic reticulum membrane
Molecular function (GO): alpha-1,2-mannosyltransferase activity
Source: RefSeq, a predicted model, not a curated record